AUGUGCGGGUAUGCCAUGGCACCUGGCGCCGCCUCUGUUUCCACCUUGUUUUAUACCACGGUCGGCACCACGCUAUGCAUUUCGUCCGCCAAUGCCAUUAACCAAUGGAUUGAAGUACCUUACGACGCACAGAUGCUCAGAACACGAAACCGAAUUCUGGGCAGACGCCAACUGUCACCGUUCCAUGCAUUUUCGUUUGGUACCUUGACAGGUGCUGCUGGUGUGACCAUGCUCAGUACCAUGGUCAACCCCUUGACAGCCGCUUUGGGUGCUGCCAACAUUUUCCUGUAUACAUGUGUUUAUACGCCCAUGAAACGGUCCUCGAUUGCAAAUACCUGGGUAGGUGCCGUGGUGGGCGCUAUCCCGCCCAUGAUGGGUUGGACGGCCAUGACCAAUGGCGUUGAACCGGGCGCUUGGGUUUUGGGUGCCAUCUUGUAUGCAUGGCAGUUUCCACAUUUCAAUGCCUUGGCUUGGAACUUGCGUGCGGAUUAUUCCAAGGCCGGAUAUCGCAUGAUGGCUGUCACGGAUCCUAAAUUGAACGCUCGUGUUUCUUUGCGUUAUGCUUUGGCCAUGGCCCCUCUCUGUUUGAGUAUUCCGUAUAUGGGCUUAACAAGUUGGUGGUUUGCUCUGGAUUCUUCUGCUGCGAAUGCCGGUUUAAUCUAUGGUGCUUACAAGUUUUGGAGGGAUAGUAACGAAAAAACGGCACGACAGCUGUUUUUCGGAAGUAUCAUUUAUUUACCGGUAAUCAUGUCGCUGAUGAUGGUGCACAAGGUGUAUGAUACGGACAUGACACAAUUACUAUCCUGGGAUGACAGUGACUUUGUUGACGAAGAAGUCUUUGAGUCACCACAACCUCAGCAAGUACAAUCAUGA
Molecule: messenger RNA, 873 nt
Organism: Zychaea mexicana
Lineage: Eukaryota; Fungi; Mucoromycota; Mucoromycetes; Mucorales; Lichtheimiaceae
Product: protoheme IX farnesyltransferase
Exons: 2
Coding region: 1-873 (290 amino acids)
Biological process (GO): heme biosynthetic process
Cellular component (GO): mitochondrion; membrane
Molecular function (GO): protoheme IX farnesyltransferase activity
Source: RefSeq, a predicted model, not a curated record